This is a messenger RNA of Cornus florida, 855 nucleotides long. RefSeq names its product late embryogenesis abundant protein 47-like. The record is from RefSeq and is a predicted model, not a curated record. NCBI's taxonomy places the organism in Eukaryota, Viridiplantae, Streptophyta, Magnoliopsida, Cornales, Cornaceae. The transcript has 3 exons. Bases 190 to 855 code for a protein of 221 amino acids.
AACCUUGACCAAAAGUUAGUUACUCAAAUAACAUAUAUUAAGCCAACAAAGUUUGUACCCUUGAAUCCCACAGCUAUUUCUGUCAUGCAUUGCUUCAUAUAUAUUGAGACCUAAGGCACCGGAAGUCUGACCAACUUAUUGCCGGAAUCUGACCCACAACACCCACCCAUUUCCACCCAUCAACACAAAAUGAGCCAGGAACAGCCAAUUAGGCCCCAAUCCGAACAAGAACCGACCGAGCUUCAUGCGCAGCCGGAGGCGCCCCAGGAUGCCGAUGCCGCCGCCGCAGUGACGCAGCCUGCAGAGCUUGAACAGACCCAGAAAGAUGGGCCAACCUCGGCAAUGCAAUCGGCAGCUAAUCGGAACGAGAAAGCUGAAAAUAAUCGUUCGGGGCGACGUAUUAUAUCUGAAUCAGUUGAAGGACAGGUUGUUGGGCAUUAUGACCACUUACCAGGGGCCAAUUUCGAACCGGGAAACAUCACCAUUGGCGAAGCACUUGAGGCUACAGCUCUGACAUUGGGACACAAGCCGGUGGAUUACAGCGACGCAGCUGCAAUUCAAGCAGCGGAAGUCAGAGCCACUGGCCGUACCAACAUUGUUCCUGGUGGAGUCGCCGCAGCUGCUCAGUCUGCUGCAACCCGCAAUGCUCGGACCGCACGCGACGAGGACAAGACCAAACUCGCUGACAUUCUUACGGAUGCUGCUGCCAAGUUACCGGCAGAUAAGGCAGUGACGCGUAGAGAUGCUGAGGGAGUGAUUGGUGCAGAACUGAGGAAUGAUCCGAAUCUGACCACGCGUCCGGGAGGCGUAGCUGCCUCUGUGGCAGCAGCUGCCAGGAUUAAUCAGUCUAAAUAA